AUGAUCCUAAUGCGUAUUAAAGGUUACAUAAUUGAUUCUAUAUCAAAAAAAUACUGUAGAGCUCUGACGAGAGCUCCGAAAAGAGUACAUACAGUUAAAUAUGAAGGUAAAUACCUAUUGAAGUCACUGCUACGAGUCCUCGAUCCCCAGUCUGCCAUACUCUCGAAUGUAGAAGUGUUGGCCUACUUGAAAUCAAAUCCUCCCCGCUUAUCACCACAAGCUCCUUUUCCAAAUACAAAGAACUUUGUGCCCAAACCAGACUUGAGAGAUUACAACACGGUAGUAAAAGAGUUCAACGAUUAUGUAGUUAGACUCUCCCCGCACCUCCUAUCGUACCCUAGCUUUUCAUCUAUAUCCCCCGAAAAUACCGCCUCGUUAGAUACCAGUGGUAACUCAACAACCGAUCUUGAUAUUGCCUUGCGAACACUGAUCUCGAACUUGAAGCCAUUCAAUUUGACGAAGGCGGAGGUAUUGAUGAUCAUCAAUCUGGGAGUAGGCCUUGAGGCCAAGCCGGAGGGGGAAACAGCAGAGGAUACCGUCAUGGAAGACGCAGAAGGUGAAGAUGGUGGUGCAGGGGUAGAUUAUGGUGCAUUGGCUCUUCUAGAUACGAUUAUAGAAGACAGAGAGGAACGGUUGGCUGAUGAAGAUGUUGCUGAGAUUUUAAGAAUUGUGAGGGAGACCCUGGGGAAGAAAGAACCGGCAAGGGAAGAACCACAAGAGGUCGUUGGGGAAAGCUAA
This is a messenger RNA of Microsporum canis CBS 113480, 738 nucleotides long. RefSeq lists its product as hypothetical. The transcript has 3 exons. Gene Ontology annotation, biological process: transcription initiation at RNA polymerase III promoter. The record is from RefSeq and is a predicted model, not a curated record. Lineage: Eukaryota; Fungi; Ascomycota; Eurotiomycetes; Onygenales; Arthrodermataceae. Bases 1 to 738 code for a protein of 245 amino acids. Gene Ontology annotation, cellular component: RNA polymerase III complex.